AUGAAAAAUAAUAUCUAAAGAAUAUUCAUUCCAUCACACCUUAAAAUAUAGAAUCACAAUUUCGAGCUGAACAUUGCAUCACUAAUUAAAUCCAUAAAUGUAAAAUUAUUCUGCUCAAAUGCGACAUCAAACUUGACAUUCUAAAAAAUAAACACUUUCCCCUUAAAUCCGCUGCUCUAUCUAUACCAAUCACAGAGAAAUAGGCCAAGGAAGUUCUAUAUUCAGAACUCCACAAUCUUUAAAAACUUCACUUAAUAGAAAUAAAUCUGAUGACAUUACGACAAUGAACUUUGGAGAAUUCAAGUCAUACUUAUUUAAUAUUCAUUUCGACCACUGAAACUACAAUUAUGAACAUUAUAGAAAUAAUCAAAUAUUCAUUGAGAAAUUCCAUGACUUAAUUCUGCAUUACGUUGAAAUAAGAAUACCUUAAUUCUUAUUGUAUAAUGUCAUUCGAAGAUGAAAACAACCAAUAAGG
Messenger RNA from Paramecium octaurelia, 475 nucleotides. The record is from the annotation of a GenBank genome assembly. NCBI's taxonomy places the organism in Eukaryota, Ciliophora, Oligohymenophorea, Peniculida, Parameciidae.